This is a messenger RNA of Leguminivora glycinivorella, 1930 nucleotides long. RefSeq names its product facilitated trehalose transporter Tret1-like. Gene Ontology annotation, cellular component: membrane. Gene Ontology annotation, biological process: transmembrane transport. The transcript has 11 exons. NCBI's taxonomy places the organism in Eukaryota, Metazoa, Arthropoda, Insecta, Lepidoptera, Tortricidae. The coding region runs from base 95 to 1930 and encodes 611 amino acids. The record is from RefSeq and is a predicted model, not a curated record. Gene Ontology annotation, molecular function: transmembrane transporter activity.
UAAAACAAUUCAGUCAUAAUGAAACAAUGACUAUUCUGUGAUAAAUGUGAUUAAUAAUUAAGUAUUAUUUAAAAGUGUUCAAGUGCUUAACAAAAUGAGAAAAUCUUUAAUAAUACAAAUUUUGUCAACUGCUGUGGUUGCCUUUCAAGCCAGUAUGACUGGUGCUGCCAUGAGCUGGCCCUCCGUGACAGUAGACAUAUUCAAGUCAAACUCCACAGUUCUAUAUAGACCCAUGACACUGCUUGAGACAUCGUUGUUCGGAAGUCUCAUCAAUGUAGGAGGCUUGGUCACGGCACCGUUCUGUGGAACAGUUUUCAAUAUGUUGGGGCGGAAGUAUGGGUGCGUGUUUUUCGGUAUACCAUUCAUGCUAGGCUGGGCUAUAAUCUCCAUCACAUCCGACGUAAACUGGGUGUUAGUAGCCAUGGCGUUCUCAGGGAUCGGUGCUGGUGGUCAAGCUGUUUCUCCCAUCUUCAUAGCAGAGCUGGCUGAAGACUCUGUCCGGGGCGGACUGUCGGCUUGCUCAGUUGCCUUCCUGACUUCUCUCACUGGCUUCACCUACGCAUGGCCUUCGGGAGUGAUAGAAAACUUCCGCUCAAACGAAACUGUCUUGUCACACCCCAUGUCCUCACUGGAAAUCUCACUGCUGGGCAGCCUGACUAAUGUGGGGGGGCUGGCGGCCACACCCUUCUGUGGGUAUGCUGUGAAUAAGUUUGGAAGGAAGUAUACGGCUAUGCUGUAUGGUCUGCCAUUUGUGCUCUCCUGGACGAUAAUCUCUCUCACCAACUACGUGCCUCUGAUCUUAGCAGCCAUGUGCGUAGCUGGCUUCGGAGCCGCCGGCCAAAUAGUCUCCGGAGUAUACGUGUCUGAAAUAGCCCAGGACUCCAUCCGAGGAGCCCUCACCUCAAGUGUGGUCACAGGGUUCUUCCUUGGUUUACUCUUCUCGUACAUCUUGGGAGGGUAUUUGACGUACAACCAAGUUGUUUACACGUUUUUGACGCUGUCAGUGUUGUACAUUGUGUUGCUGACGUUCUUGAGGGAGUCGCCAGUUUUUUUGAUGCAGCAAGGGAAGGAAAAGGAAGCAGCCGAAGCGAUAGCGUUCUACAGACGCGUCCCAGUGACGUCUAAAGAGGUGGAGAUCGAGAUAACGAAAAUAAGAAUACAACUGGAUCCGAGAAUAAACGAAGUGUUGCAGUGUGAGAAUGAGCCAGAUUUAACCAACACACUCUUAAAAGACAAGCCUCCAGCACCAGCUCCGCAAAAACCGGAAUCGGCAUGGCAGUUCUUGCAAAAGUCAGAGUCCUCCAAGCGUGCACUAAUGGCUGUGCUCAUCGUCAUGGCAACGACCAUCCUGAUGGGAUCCAUUGUCAUCCAGGUGUAUGCAGAGGAGAUGUUCCGAAUGGCGGUGCCUUCGAUGCCACCUAACAUGUGUGCCAUCGUGUUAGCUGUCAUCUUCGUGUGCGCUUGCUUCGUGUGUUCUGCUGUGGUCGACAAACUUGGGAGAAAGAUGCUUUUAACAAGCACGUCAGCAGUUUCCGGGAUAUUCACACUACUGCUGGGAACACAGCUGGAGUGCGGCUGGGCGCCACACUGGGUCACAGCGCUCCUCAUCUACUUAUACUGUUUCAUCUAUACCAUCGGCGCAGCUUGUGUACCUUUCAUACUUACUGCUGAGGUUUUCCUGCCGGAGGUCCGCGGCCUCGGCAACACAUUGACCAUGGGUUGCAUGUGGAUCUUCAAUUUCAUCACUCUCAUGAUCUUCAAUCCACUAGUGGAGGUGCUGAGUCUCGGCAUCGUGUUCUGCGGGUUUUCAGCCACCUGCUUCCUCGGUGCUCUCUACAGCCACUACUGCCUGCCCGAGACUACGGGACUACCGGCUGACGAGAUCCAGCUACUCUUCCUUAAAAAGAAAACGAAGAAUAAUAAAGUCUAG